Molecule: messenger RNA, 2658 nt
Organism: Macrosteles quadrilineatus (aster leafhopper)
Lineage: Eukaryota; Metazoa; Arthropoda; Insecta; Hemiptera; Cicadellidae
Exons: 6
Coding region: 100-2658 (852 amino acids)
Source: RefSeq, a predicted model, not a curated record
GUUUUGUGUUCGUUUGUUCGUAUUUAUCGAAUAAAAAUUUAAGUUUGUAUUAUACUUUUGAAAGUUUUUAGUGUCGACGAACAUAAAUCCGGUUUAACCAUGGCUACGAUUCCGAGAGGGUGCUGCUCGCACUGCAAAUAUAAGGAUUGUGAAAUGAAAAUGCAAUACCUCGCUCUAGAAAAAGAGAAUAUGAGACUUAGAGAUGAGAUUGAUAAAACAAAUGCGCAAAUAGGAUGUCGUGUUCUCAAACUCUCCGACUACUGUUAUAUGAAGGAAAAGUUAAAAUAUGACAUUGAUGAAACAAAAAAACGAUUACAAAAAACUGUAAAACAAAAGGACAGUAUUUUGAGACAAAAGAACCGUAUUUUAAGAGAAAAAGACAACGCAAUCCAGAAGAAACUGAAAGAACUGGAAUCCUUAAAUGCAAAGUGCUUAAGACACAAUGCGUUCUGCACCAGUCUUCAAGAAGCAAACUUGAAAAUUAACAACUUAGAAGAAGAGAAAAACUUAUUAACUUCUGAACUAGACAACAUGACAAAGGAACAAAACAAAUGGUGUAAUAGUGCAAAAGAAAGAGCACAGGUUAUUGCAGAAUUUUUGAAAGCAAACAUGCAAAUUGUUGACUAUAACAGCUGGAAGGCUACAAUGACACUAUCCGAGGAACUACAAGCAGUGAAGGGUAGUUUAGAUGACAAUGCCGCAGAUUUGAUGUUUUUGAAACAGUCUUUACAAACGACAUGUGAGGCAUGCCAAAACUGCCAAACAUCCUUUCUAGAACAGAAAACUCUUUUGGAAGAAAAAAUACUACAAUUGGAAAAUCAAAUAGUGAAUGACUCUUUUUUGCAAAACCAACAGUCAGAGAUGAUAAAAAAGCUAACACAGAAAAACGAGGACUAUAAAAAAAGGGGAGUGAAACGUAUUAAGAAAGAGCUAUUGUCACCAACAGGUGACAUGAACUUACCUCCCACACCAUCAACCCCAGAUCAAGACAUGUACCAAAAUAAUGAAUUCGAAGAUGAGGAAUCUUCAAAACUUAAACAGAAUAGUCAAACAGCUAACUGUCCUCAGACAAUGCUAUGUUCGGUACAAGUAUCCUCUGAAGACAUUAAUAGAGUUGACGAUUGCAGUACAAGUUUUCAAAAUAUGCCGUCUACAAUUGCUGUUGAAGAAAAUAUUGAGACUAAAGCAGUCGUACAUGAACCUGCCCUAAAUAAAAAACCCCAUAUAAAUUCAAAAACCAAAAUGGUUUUGAUCACAAUGCAUAAGAACUCUCCAAAAGAAAAUGCAUCAAAUAGUAUCGAAACUGGUGACAUAAAAGUAUCACCAUCAUCACCCAUGAAUCCAGUUGUUCUCAGAGUCAACACUAAAGAAGUGACAAUGUCUGAUGAAGACAUUUCUGUUUUAUCACCAAGACCUGUUGAGAUUUUUGAAACCCAGAAGCAAGUCAGUAGGGUUAGCUCAAGAGGUGAAACUGUUGAUAGUAAAACCAAAUGCAGCGUGGAAUUGGACCAAACGAUUCUGUUUAAUAAGCGAAAGAACUCUACAGAGGAAAAAGUAUAUGAUAGCUCAGAGAAAACGGACUCCUAUGGCAUUAAAGCAUUACAAUCUUUUAAAAAACCAGUUUUGCCAGUCGAUGAGGAAAUGUGUGAUGAAGACCAUCCCAUUUCAUCACCAAGCCCUGUUAAGAUGCCUGGGACCCAGAAGGCACAUAGUAUGGUGAGCCCUGAAAUUGGUGCUUUAAAUAAUAAAACUAAAUUGAGUGUAAAGUCAGACGAAAUAGGUUUAGAGGAAAGCACACAAGCCAGUAGCAAUGACCAAGUAAUUAAUAACAAGAUUCAGUCUCCAGAAUAUUUAGAAAUCAUAGAUAUUCUUAGUGAGGUAACUCAAAUUCCAUCAAUACUUAGUCCGAUAAGGCCUCUUAAAGUAAAGUGUGAUAAAAGACCUAUAGAGUUGAACUUACAGACUGAUUAUCCAAAGCGACGCAAAACUUUAUUUUCACCAACACACAGUAGCAACUUAAGUGAAUUCCCAGUCUUAUGUGAUCUUAGAAAAGACCUUGUCGAUUUAAGCCCUGAGCCUGUUGAAACUUUCAUUGAGGUGAAACCAAAAAAUAGUUGCGGAGAAGAGAAUAAAUCUCCUAAACCAAGUGUAAUUAAAAAAGAGAAAAAGCCUGGUAGUGACAGCCACACUGCAAGUGAGAUUGAGGCAGCUCCUAAACCAAGUGUAAUUAAAAAAGAGAGAAGGCCUGGUAGUGACAGCCACACUGCAAGUGAGAUUGAGACAGCUCCUAAACCAAGUGUAAUUAAAAAAGAGAGAAGGCCUGGUAGUGACAGCCACACUGCAAGUGAGAUUGAGGCAACUCCUAAACCAAGUGUAAUUAUAAAAGAGAGAAAGCCUGGUAGUGACAGCCACACUGCAAGUGAGAUUGAGGCAGCUCCUAAACCAAGUGUAAUUAGAAAAGAGAGAAAGCCUGGUCGUGACAGCCACACUGCAAGUGAGAUUGAGGCAGCUCCUAAACCAAGUGUAAUUAAAAAAGAGAGAAAGCCUAGUAGUGACAGCCACACUGCAAGUGAGAUUGAAGCAGCUCCCAAACCAAGUGUAAUUAAAAAAGAGAGAAAGCCUAGUAGUGACAGCCACACUGCAAGGAAGAACAACUAA